Messenger RNA from Ipomoea triloba (trilobed morning glory), 2203 nucleotides. RefSeq names its product serine/threonine-protein kinase STY17. Bases 264 to 1958 code for a protein of 564 amino acids. NCBI's taxonomy places the organism in Eukaryota, Viridiplantae, Streptophyta, Magnoliopsida, Solanales, Convolvulaceae. The record is from RefSeq and is a predicted model, not a curated record. Gene Ontology annotation, molecular function: protein kinase activity; ATP binding. The transcript is spliced from 16 exons. Gene Ontology annotation, biological process: protein phosphorylation.
UCAGAAAUAAUGGAAUCUUCGUGAGAUAUCCAAACCACCACCGUCAACCCUCUCAUGUAUUCUCCUCGCUUCCUCUUCCAUCAAAUCAAAUCAAAUCUUCUUAUCGCCAGUAAAAUCUCCAUCUGAAUUAUAAGGCGAAAUCCCUCCCUCUAUUCCCCUCGUGCUUGAAUUUGAUAGUGCGCUGCCUGCGACUUUAUCGGUUUUGUUAUUUUUUUUUGUUUGUUUUUGGUUCGCGUUGGUUGCGAAGGAAGGAAGUUUCGGAAAUGGCGAUCGAUGACAACGAGAGCUGCGGCAGCCGCGCGAUGGAGCCGUCGUCGCCGAAGCACAUCUGGCAGCAGAGGCAACGCUUCGAAGUCUUCUCCGAAGUGCUCAGCCGGCUCCGCGAUUUGAAUCUCGACGACGUCAACCUCCCCGGCUUCGAGGACCAGCUCUGGCUUCAUUUCAGCCGCUUACCUGCAAGAUAUGUAUCGGAUGUGAAUGUUGAAAGAGCUGAAGAUGUGCUCAUGCAUAAAAGAUUGCUGAAUCUAGCUGAGGACCCCGAUAACAGACCCGCAUUCGAAGUCCGCCUUGUGCAGGUUCAUCCUAUCCACCAAGGAGGUUCGGCAGAUUCCAUUAAAAUGAUUUCUGCAAUGAAAGAUGAAGCCCAAAGUUUCCACCCCCCUCCAACGUUUGGUUCAUCACCUAAUCUUCAAGCCCUUGAACUCCAUGACAACAAUGAUCAUCAUAAUGAUCCUGAAAGUGAUAUCAAUUCAACUUCAGGGACUCUCAGGCCUAUGCAUGAGAUCACUUUUUCAACUGUGGACAAGCCAAAGCUUCUCUCUCAGUUAACUUCUAUACUUUCUGAGGUUGGACUCAACAUUGAAGAAGCCCAUAUCUUUUCUACUACUGAUGGCUUCUCCCUAGAUGUCUUUGUAGUUGAUGGAUGGCCUUAUGAGGAAACUGAGAUGCUCAGGGGUGAGAUACAAAAGGAAAUUUUGAAGACUAAGGAGCAACCACAACUCAUCCCAACUCCUACUGAUGAUCAGAACCAAACACCGCCAGAAUCUAAUUCCGAAUGUGUAAAGAUACCUACAGAUGGAACUGAUGACUGGGAAAUUGAUGCACGCCUGUUGAAAUUUGAAAACAAAGUUGCAUCUGGUACAUUUGGAGAUCUAUAUAAAGGCACAUAUUGUAGUCAGGAUGUGGCCAUUAAAGUCCUUAAGGCAGAGCAUUUGAAUGUGGACAUGUUGAAAGAGUUUUCUCAGGAAGUCUUCAUCAUGAGGAAAAUCCGGCACAAAAAUGUUGUCCAAUUUAUAGGUGCAUGUACACGGCAACCAAAUCUGUGCAUUGUGACUGAGUUCAUGUCUAGAGGAAGUGUGUACAGCUUCUUGCACAAACAAAAGGGGAAUUUUAAGCUUCCUACUCUGCUCAAGGUUGCAAUCGAUGUUUCCAAAGGAAUGAGCUAUCUUCACCAAAAUAAAAUUAUUCACCGGGAUUUGAAGACUGCCAAUCUUUUGAUGGAUGAGCAUGGAGUUGUCAAGGUGGCUGAUUUUGGGGUUGCCAGAGUGCAGGCUCAAACUGGAGUCAUGACUGCAGAAACUGGAACAUAUCGUUGGAUGGCUCCUGAGGUAAUUGAGCACAAACCAUAUGAUCACAAAGCUGAUGUUUUCAGCUUUGGAAUAGUUGUGUGGGAACUUCUUACUGGAGAAAUUCCAUAUGCCUUCCUAACACCUUUACAAGCAGCCCUUGGUGUUGUGCAACAGGGGCUACGGCCAACAGUCCCCAAGGAUACACAUCCUAAGCUUGUUGAACUUCUCGAAAAAUGUUGGCAACCAGACCCAAAUCAAAGACCCGAGUUUUCAGAGAUUUUGGAGAUUUUGCUGCGAAUUGCCAAGGGGGUUGGAGAUGAUGGAGAAGAAAAACACAAGGAGAAAUCAAUUGGUAGCUUUUUCCAUUCCUUUAGAAAGGGCCAUCACUGAGCUUUUUGGCAUUGGAAAAUCAACUAUUAAGUGUACAGCUUUUCUGCCACAACUUCGGUGUUUCCAUUUAGGAUAUAAAUUAUGAUAGAAUGCACCAAUUUCAGCUUACAAUUCUUGUCUUUCUAUUUGUGAAUUGAUUCGUUGUAUAAGCUGGUCUCUCUAAAUUCAGCAAUUUCGAACAGAAUACUCUUUAUGACUAAACUCAACCAUCUAAUUUGCUAAUCUUCAUACUGAAUGUUUGCUUC